Messenger RNA from Plasmodium gallinaceum, 3195 nucleotides. RefSeq names its product U3 snoRNA-associated small subunit rRNA processing associated protein, putative. Gene Ontology annotation, cellular component: t-UTP complex; small-subunit processome; 90S preribosome. The transcript has a single exon. Lineage: Eukaryota; Apicomplexa; Aconoidasida; Haemosporida; Plasmodiidae. The record is from RefSeq and is a predicted model, not a curated record. Gene Ontology annotation, biological process: maturation of SSU-rRNA from tricistronic rRNA transcript (SSU-rRNA, 5.8S rRNA, LSU-rRNA). Gene Ontology annotation, molecular function: RNA binding; protein binding. Bases 1 to 3195 code for a protein of 1064 amino acids.
AUGACUGCAAUAUAUGAUAAAGAUAUUAAUGAACCUGGAAAUAUUUUAAAUAAUUUAUAUGGAAGCUGUAAUUCAAAAACAAGUGUGAGUUUAGCAGAUUUUAACUUUUAUGAAACAGAAAAAAAAGAGCUGAACUGUAUUCAAAUAUCACCAUGCAAAACAUAUAUGAGUAUAUCUGAUUCUUUUUGUAAAAUAUAUAUAUAUAAAAUAUUAAAAAAUGAAUUUCUAUAUAUACAAAAAGUUGAUAUUUAUUGUUCCAGUACAAUAAAAUCAAUAAUGUGGAUCAGCAAAAAAAAUAAAAGAGAUCUAUUUAUGAAUAAUGAAUUUAAUGAUUAUUUAUUAGCUAUAUCAACGUUAUGUGGAAGUAUAAUUUUUUAUAAUUUAGAAAAUAAAAAUAUAGUCCAUAAAAUUUUAUCAAAUGGAAGUAUAAGUUGCUGUAAAUUAAAUAACAGCCUACAAUAUUUUGGAUUAAGUAACUUAAAUGGAUAUUUUUAUUUAUAUAAUAUAUAUAAAAAUGAAGAAAAUACGAUUUAUAAUUGUUUUGAUAAAUUCUAUGAAAAUUAUAAGGAAAAAAAUAAUAUAAAUUUAUAUUCACAAAAUAAAAAGAUAAAAUUAUCAAAUGAUCUUUCUUCUUAUUUAAAUGAUUAUAAUAAUAAUGAAAUUAUUAACACUGAUAAAUUUAAAGAUAAGAAUGAUGAUUUUAUAAAUGAAAAAGAAAAUAAUAAUUCAUUGGAUGUUUUUAAUAUUUAUAUUAAAAAUAAAAUUAAAUGCAAGGAAAAAUUAGUUUGCAUAUAUUUUAUGGAUGUAUUGAAGAAAAGAAGUUUUUUAUUGAAAAAAUUAGAUGACUUGAAAAAAAAAAAAGACAAAAAGAAAAGAAAAAGUAUGUGUAACGUGAACACUGAAGAAAAUGAAAAUGAAGAGAACAAAUGUAAUAGCAAAGAAAAAUCCAUUACGAAAAAAAAUAAGGAAAAAAAAAAAUUAAAAAAAAAAAUCAAUUCUAUAGAAAAAUCAUAUGAUAGUUAUAAUCAUUAUGUAUUACUAGGUAGUGAUAAUUCAAAAAUAUAUAAGUAUAAUUUAUCUAAUAAUAAAUGUGUGGGUGAAUUUUUAAGUAUGAAUAAAAAUUGUGUUAUAUGGGAUAUUAUGUAUAUUUAUAAAACAGAUGAAGUUGUAUGUGUUGAUAAUAGUGGUUCACUAAUUAUUUUUGAUAAUAAAUCUUAUUCAAUUAAGUAUCAUUUUAAUAAUCAUAAUUAUAAAUCAAUAUCUUUAACUAAAUCAUUAAAUGAAGAAAGUAUAUAUUCAGCAGGAAUAGACCGUUAUAUAAUAAAAUAUUCAUUAACUAAUUUAAAAAGCAACAAUAAUGAGAAUAAUUUUAUUAAUAAUGAAGAUGAUUUCAUAGAAGGAGAUGAUUUAAAAAAAUUUUUUUUUUUUCAUAAAAUAAAAUUAUUUAGGAAAUUAAAUAACAAAUGGUAUUUUAUUUGUAAACAAUCAGCUCAUAUUUCUGAUAUAAAAAAAAUUAUUUGUUUAAAUACUAAUUAUAUUUUAAGUAUAAGUGACGAUUUAACUUUCUGUGUUCAUGAUGUAAACAAGAGUUGGAAGAAAUAUUACUCUAUAACAGAUAUUUCAAAUAAUAAAAAUGUUAUGUUUUCAUCAAAUUUAAAGAGUAUUUUAUGUGUUUAUUCAAAGAAAAUUAAUAUAUAUUAUAACAAUCAUUAUAUAACAAAAAAAAAAAAAAGUGAAAAAAUAAAUUAUAAUGAUAUUUCUUAUGUUAAUCCAUCCAAUUACAAAUGUAUAGCUAAUAUUUCUUAUGAAGAAAAUGAAUUCAUAAAUUCUUGUAGCUUAAAUAAAAAAUCUAAUAAAAUAGCAUGUAUAACUAAUAGAAACUUCAGUUUAUAUCAUUUUGAUAUAGAUUCAAUCAAUAUUUUUAAUUAUGAUUUAUCCAAUAUAAACUUUUUUAAAGUUUACGAUUUCAUAUUUUUAAAUAGUAAUUUAAUUAUUAUUUCUUUAAUUAGACAAAAUAAGAAGCACAAUAAUGAAGGUGAAAUAAAAGAUGAAAAUAAUAAUUUAAUUGAAAAUUAUAAAGAAGAUAAAAUAGACAUACGAAAUAAAACACUUAUGAAAAAUGAUGAGAAGUUUCAUGUUAUUUUUAAUAGUAAUAUAAAUGAAAACUUGAAUAUGUAUGAGAAUAAUUUUAGUUAUCAUGUCAUUAUAUAUAAUAUUAAAAAAAAAACAAUUAAAGAAGAUCUAAAAGUUGAUAAUAUUUUAUGUAAUUUCAAGAAACAUAAAAAAGGAUUAAUAGUAUGUUCAGAUUAUAAGAAAAAUAUUUAUGCAUUUUUUAAAAAUUCUAAACAAUUUUUAAAAAACAGAAUAGUUCUAAAUAAUUUCAAUUUGAUGGAAGAAAAUACUUAUCGUAGUUAUCUUUUUUAUAUUGUCAUUGAAGAUUUUUUUUUUGUUUUCACAUUAGAGAAUUCUAUAUAUAUAUACUCCAUUAAUUUUAAUUUAAAUAGAAUAGACUUUCUUAAAAGAAUACACAUUGAAAAAUACAACUUUAAUGAAUUUAGUGAAAUUACUUUAUUAAAUUUAAAAACAUUUACAAGAAUACAUAAUAUAGAAAAAAUAAAAGAAAAACAAAAAAAUGUAACAAUAAAAAAGAAAGACGAAAUAACGAAACAUAGUUACUUAAAAUAUAAUUAUUGUCUAAUUUUAAAAAGCCAUAAUAAAGUAGAAUUAGUUGGAUUAAAUAUUUUCGAUGAUUCUAUUAUUGAUAUAAAAAUAUCGAAUGUACAUAAUUUAUUAUCACUUAAUAAUAAUACAUUUGAUCAAUAUUAUUUAUCAUCAUUAAACUUUAAAUAUAACUUUUUAAAUAUAAAACAGAUGUAUUUUCAAGACUUAAAUAUUUAUACUAUGAUUCAAAAUGAAAUUAAAAGAAGAAAUAUAAAAAGUGAUAUACUAAAUUCAAAUAAUAAUGUGAGAAAAAUGAUCGAACAAACAAAAGAUAUUCAUAUAACUUCAGAUAAAAAUAUGUUUGAUUUAUUUGAUCUUUCUUUUAAGAAAAUAACAGAAUUAAAGAAAAAAAAUAUAAUUAAUAUUCAUUUUUUAUAUACUAAUGAAAAUAAUAUAAUUAUUUUAAUAUGUGUUCCAAAAAAUAUUGAUAAUAGCCUAAUUAAUGUAGCUGAUACAAAAAAAUAUGCUUUCUAG